AUGCCGAUGACACUUACCGUCGGUGUCCUGGCUUUACAGGGCGCCUUUCUCGAGCAUCUGAUACUGCUCAAACGAGCUGCAAGUCAUUUACACAGCCAAGGUCUCACGGCCUCCUUCGACUUCACGGAAGUAAGGAACGUUGAGCAGCUUUCCCGUUGCGAUGCAUUGAUUAUCCCUGGUGGCGAGAGCACAACCAUUUCCCUAGUGGCAGCGGAGUCCGGGCUGCUGGAGCCUUUAAGAGACUUUGUCAAAGUUGAUCGGAAGCCAACCUGGGGAACAUGUGCCGGGCUUAUUCUGCUAUCUGAGGCAGCAAAUGCCACCAAGAAAGGAGGCCAGGAGCUCAUCGGUGGCCUAGAUGUUCGGGUGAACCGCAACCAUUUUGGGAGACAGGUCGAAAGUUUUCAGGCCGACCUGAACCUCCCAUUCUUGAAGUCGGAGGAACCAGUGUCAAAUGAACCGUUUCCAGGAAUCUUCAUCCGAGCGCCGGUUGUCGAAAAGAUCUUGCCUAAUGUCGAAGGUGUUCAGAAAGGAGAACAGCAAGUGGCUCAAACCGUAGUUGCCCCGUCCAAAUCUGCCAGAGACAAACAAGCACGGCAAGCAAUGAGCUCGCACGUUGAUGUUAUGGGUGUGCUUCCAGGUCGGCUUAAGAAGGCAACGGCCGUUGGGGCUGAAGUAAAUGCUGGAGAAGAGGUCGGCGAUAUCAUUGCAGUCAAGCAAGGCAACGUCUUUGGGACGAGUUUCCAUCCGGAACUGACUGCCGAUAUUCGAAUACAUGUUUGGUGGUUGAAACAAGUCAUGGAUGCAGUCGGAAGAAGUCCUGUAACCGGGUCGGCGUGA
This is a messenger RNA of Exophiala spinifera, 837 nucleotides long. RefSeq names its product pyridoxal 5'-phosphate synthase, glutaminase subunit Pdx2. The record is from RefSeq and is a predicted model, not a curated record. Gene Ontology annotation, molecular function: glutaminase activity. The coding region runs from base 1 to 837 and encodes 278 amino acids. Gene Ontology annotation, cellular component: glutaminase complex; cytosol. NCBI's taxonomy places the organism in Eukaryota, Fungi, Ascomycota, Eurotiomycetes, Chaetothyriales, Herpotrichiellaceae. The transcript has 2 exons. Gene Ontology annotation, biological process: pyridoxal 5'-phosphate biosynthetic process; pyridoxine metabolic process.